Messenger RNA from Epinephelus moara (kelp grouper), 5406 nucleotides. It is a transcript of the gene dlec1, whose product is annotated as DLEC1 cilia and flagella associated protein. The transcript is spliced from 37 exons. The record is from RefSeq and is a predicted model, not a curated record. Bases 538 to 5202 code for a protein of 1554 amino acids. Gene Ontology annotation, biological process: negative regulation of cell population proliferation. Lineage: Eukaryota; Metazoa; Chordata; Actinopteri; Perciformes; Serranidae.
GCAGUGAAAUACUUCAAACAAAUUAGCUAACUUUUAGCGACAUAUUUAGCGAUAUUGUGUCCAUAGCUUAUUUUUGGAAGCUUAAUAAUUCGUGAAACUCGUCCUGCAAACGCCACAUGUCUAUUCUGACAUUGAAUAUACGCGCUAAUUAACUUUUCCACGUAAGUUUACGCUAAUUAACCAACUUACUUACAAUUAGCAUAACGUUAACUUAGCUGUUUACCAACGUUUAACAUUAGCUACACGAGUGGCUCGGUGCUUCUGUACCAUGUCGGAGGAGCCAGAGACGGGAGAAAAAUCCCGGUUUGAUCCGUGUGUGAACACCCACAGACCGACAUCAGGAAAGUCACAGGACAUUUCUCAUGUGUUAGCGAGCAUUUUCAAACACCUUUACACAAGAGACGUCAUCGGGAAAGACACUUCGUCCAACUUCUUCAAGACAAAGAAUGGACGAAGCAGCUACCAUGACAGAUAUGUUGAGGAGCUUCAACAGUCGAAUUAGCCUUUUCCUGGUGUGAAGACAACGACCUUCUCCAAAUGAACAACCUGAUUUCCCCUCAGGACUACCUACCUACACAAAAACCACGUGUGAAAGCACCAGCAGCGAUAAAAUUGAAUCCUGGCAGACCCACCAUCGCCUACGCUAUGCACGUGUCCAGGGAGCCUCAGGAUGAUGGUUAUGGUCUAAUGCCCAGCCCUGAAAAGAUAAUCCCCGAAAUGAAUGAGUCAGAUCGCAGCCUGACGUUUGAAUCCAGCUCAGAUACCCCAAAGAGGAAGAAAACCCCCAAGGAGACGCGGAACCAGACCAAACCCAGACCAAAGUGGAAGGAUGAGCCGAGCGCAAAGGAUCGGGCAGAGGGAUGGGAACAACUUCAGAGGCUUAAAGAUCGACACAGCUUCCUACGCAAUCCUCGCUUCCUUUCUCCAAGUGCGCAGCAGGGUGGCACAUCCCUCAUCCGGCCCAGAGCCAAAGCGGGGAAGACAGGGCAUGUGAGGAGAGGGAUGGAGGAGCGCAGCUUCACUGAUGAUGUGGUCCCAGUCUUCCUUGCAAAACCCCCAGUGGUGGUUUUCACUGACUACAGUGUGGGAUAUGUUUAUGAGACGACACUGGAGCUGAAAAAUUUGACUUCUGCAAGCCGCACUGUUCGGGUCAUCCCUCCUACCACUCCUUACUUCUCUAUUGGCCUGGGGAGGUUUCCUGGUGAGGGCGGCGUUGUCGCCCCAGGGAUGAGCUGUAAGUACUCAGUGCGCUUUGCUCCAGACUCCCUGGGGGACUAUGAGGACUUCAUAGUGGUAGAGGCCCAGGCUGAACACCUGCUUGUGGUACGCAUCGCAGCCAGACGACCCCCUCCAAUACUCACAUUACCAAGAGUUCUGGACUGUGGUUUCUGUCUGAUUGGAGGGGUAAAGUUUGUGGAGUUCCUGUGCCAAAAUGUCGGCCUCAGCACCGGGACCUUCUGCAUCAUCCCUAAGAACCAGUGGCCAGCCUCGAACCUCAGGUCUGUGGCAAGAACUUUCUUCUCUGAGCAGCCGCCCUUUGCAGUCAGCCCGUCUCUUUUUGUGCUGCAGCCAGGAGAGGCCACUGUGGUGGAGGUGGUUUUCUUCCCCACCACUGCGGAGAAGAGCUGUCAGGUGUUCACUGUGGUGUGUGACAACUGCCAGGUGAAAGACAUUUCCAUAGAAGGUGAGGGCCAGCUGAUAGCACUUGAGCUUGUGUCUGUAUCAGGGAAGAAAGAGCCUCCAGUGGUGGGAGAGGUUCACGACCUCACUGCAGAGCACUUUGUGCGUUUCAGCCCGUGUAACCCUCACUCUGUGCGGCGGAAAAAAGUCAUCAUUAGGAACAAUGUCCACUUGGAGCUGCCUUUCCACUGGCAGAUCAUGGAGCCAAACUUGCACCCUCUGCUUCCAGGGGAAACCCCCGAACCCUCCUAUAUCCAGUCCCACCUGGCCACAGACGAUGUUUUCCAAGUCAGCCCUUUAACAGGUGUUCUUCCACCCUGUGAAGAACAGGAAUUUCUGUUCACCUUCUGUCCCAAAGAGUUGAAGGAUUACCACAGUGUCUGUCACUUAGUCCUGAGGGACGUCCCCGAGCUGCCACCCGAGCCUAGUGACAGCAGUGUCCUUCAGCCUGUGCGCACUGGCUCCAAAGUAAGCGAUGUCACUGUAAUGGGGAUAGAGGUCAAGGGGUCAACAGAGCCGUACCAGGUCCUACUGGAGCCCUACACUGUUGUGAUCCCUGGAGAGAUUUUUAUUUGCACAACCACACGCAGGCGAUUCAAGAUGUGGAACCACAGCAGAACCUGCAUCUUCUUUCACUGGGAGAGAAUGAGCAGCAGCAGCCACAUCAUAGAAGUAGAGCCCUCUGCUGGUACAAUAGAGGAGAACGAGUGCUUUGACUUCAACCUGAUUUUGAAUGGAGGGAAACCAGAGAGAGUUGUGACCAGCCUGGUCUGCCACAUAGAGCACCACCAUGAGCCCGUCACUUUGCCCCUGGAAGUCUCUUUUAAGGGUCCCACAGUGACCCUCAGUGUGCCCAUUUUGGAGUUUGGGCUCGUUAGACUCAGGGAACAGACACAGACCACGCUGCACCUCACUAACAUCACCCAGCUGGAGGCCUGCUGGACACUGAUGGAGAGGCAUAAUAGUCAGCAGGACUCUCAGAUCUCAGUGGAGCCAUGCAGAGGUGUGUUGCCUCCUUUGGCCUCAUGCACUGUGGAUGUGAUAUUUACUCCCCGUUUCUGCCAGCGAUAUGAAACAGAGCUGGAGUUGACAGUGGAGAAUGGAACAGGAUGUCACUUGUCAGUGCGAGCAGAUGUGCAGUCUCCUCAGGUGUGCCUGCUGAACUGUGAGCUGCUCCUCUCUGAUCUCUUUGUUGGAGUUCCUGCCAAGGCAGCCAUCACUCUCUUCAACAAGACCCCCCUGCCUUCACACUUCAGCUGGAUGGCUCAGCUCCAGGGUAAACAGGCUGAACUGUGUACAGCCAGUUUUGACCCCUCAUCUGGCACUCUGGGACCUCAUGCCAAGUUGGAGAUCGCAGUUAGCUUUAUUGCUCACACAGACCUGGAGCUGACUGAGGUGGCUGCUCUCUGUGAGGUCCAGGGGAUGAACUCUCCUCUCGUUGUUAGCAUCAUGACUUCUAGAACCAAGACGCUCAGUGUGUCCUACUCACUGCCCAGUGUCUGCUCUACCACGGACGGUGAGACCACCUCAACACCGUUACUUGACUUUGGAGAUGACGUCAUUUUGAAGAGAGCUGUCACUAAGCAGUUACUGAUAACCAAUCAAACAGCUAUCCCUGCUCCUUUCACCAUAGAGGUGGAGUAUUUCACCUGUUGUGCCUCAAAGCCAAAUAACCAGUCAGAGAAAAGAUUCACAUACGUCAGGAAGCCACUUCUCUUGGUUCAAGCAAAGAAAGUAGAAGAAAAAGCACAUGAAGAGUUUGUGAGCAGCCUGCUGGCUCAUGGAAAAGGUGCAGCUUUCUUUGUCCUGCCAGAUUCUGGGACGCUGGGACCUUUUGAGACCCAGACUGUGGAUGUCACUGCCUACACUGACAUGUGGGGGGAAUACAGAGAUCACCUCAUAUGCAAAGUUGGAGACCUUGAGCCCACGCUCAUUCCCAUGCAGAUGACAGUGACAGGCUGCCCACUCUACUUCCAAAUGAUAGGCCCACGUCCAGAUGACCAGAACCAGGGACCAGUCAUACGGUUUGGCGCUCAUGUAUCUGGAGGUGAUACAGUGUCUCAUUCUGUUCGCAUCAACAACCCCACCAUGUUUGAUAUUCGCCUGGACUGGGAAACGUAUAACAUAGAUCCCAAUGACGGUAAACUGGUGGAUGUUGUGGUGGCGUAUGGAGACACCUUUCCAGUUAAAGAUGCUGAUGGUGAUGAAAUAUUGAGCGGAGCGUUAAGGAUUUCUGGUGGGAACCUUCAAACAGCCUGGGAAAGAAAUGAGACCCCGAGCUCUGAGGGAACGAGCGACUCCCUCCGAAGUGUGACUAAUGGGGACAAGGAGGAAUAUGUGUGUGAGGAUGACUGUGAGGAAGAGGAACGCUGUCUUUAUCCCUUUCCUUCAAAGAAAAAACUCAUUUCUGUCCACAUUACACCUCAUGCGGGCAACCUCUCGGAUUACCCAUACUGCAUCACACCCCAGCAAAUAGUAAUUCCAGCAAAGAGCAGCAGCACCAUCCAUGUUUCUUUCACCCCUUUGACCCUAUCUGAGUCAGCUUGUGAGUCCAGAUGUGUGGGCCUGGCUCGGGGCUUCAUGAGUCUAGACUCCGAGAUGGCUGCCUGUGUCCCGGGUAAAGUUGGAAGAGCUCAGGGUUUGGAUUUGGAGCCUGUCAGGAUGGAUCUACUCGCAGUCGUUAAGCCUGCAGUGCUGUUAGUGCAGAUGGAGGAGGACGAGGGGGUGCUGGAGUUUCAUGCCUCCGCCGGUGAUUUACUGAGGGCAGAAUCACAGAAGCUCAGAGUUCAUGAAUUUGACAUCGCACGGUCCCUUCAGCUGAGGAACAACUUAGAAAUGCCCCUAUACUUCAGACUGGGGACUCAGACUCCAUUUUUAGUGCUCAAGCCGCAGCCUCGAGCCCGAACCAGCAUCUCCAGCAACCCGCCUACUGGUGACGGCCAGCCUCUGGUGCUGCAACCACAACACAGCGUGCAGGUGAAGGUGGCCUUCCGCUGCUCUCUGUCUCUUCUGGACCAUGCAGACCAGGCAGACGAAGACAUCCCUUCUGGGGUGACGCUGAUUCAUGGUACAAAAGGGGAAAGGAAGCUGAGGUUCCAGCAAAACCUGCUAAUUCACUACAGCAACAACACCCUGCAGACGGUGCCACUCUGCGCUCAUUUGGCUCUUCCUACAAUGAAUCUAUCCAAAGACAGCAUCAGCUUUGGGUUCUGUUAUGUGGGACAGACACAGAUAAGAGAAGUGAACCUCUACAGCCAUGGAGCCCACACAUACUGGAAAUCAGUUACAGAGUCAGAUAAAGGAGACUCCCAUGUGUUCAGAGUGACACCAGAUUUCGGGCUCCUCAAAUUGAGGGAGCUCCACGUCAGCAGCUACAGUCAGUGUCUCCAGAUCAGCUUCACUCCCAGUGAGGACAGAGAGUUCAGGGCCACUGUGGUGAUCCGGUCUCCUCUGGUGAAGAUCCGCGUCACUCUGCAGCUCCAGGGAACAGGAUCCUUUGAUGAAGGGUACAGGUCCAACUAACUAUCCUUAUAACAUCACAGUCACACAGUGAACACCUGCUGUUUCACCUGCUCUCUUUAAAUCAAUUGUGUUCAAGUCCUUUUAUAAGAAUGUAAAUAAAUAUGAACAACUUGUCAGGUCUCUGUAAUUUUAUUACAUGUAACAACUUGCUUUUAAUAACCAAAAAAAUAUGAGACUGUUUUUCUAUGAAGAUAGUUAAUAAUG